Molecule: messenger RNA, 1434 nt
Organism: Odontomachus brunneus
Lineage: Eukaryota; Metazoa; Arthropoda; Insecta; Hymenoptera; Formicidae
Exons: 4
Coding region: 277-1128 (283 amino acids)
Biological process (GO): lipid transport
Molecular function (GO): lipid carrier activity
Source: RefSeq, a predicted model, not a curated record
AUUGUUUACCUAGAAUAUGGUUCGAAAGGCGCUUUUGUCAGGAGACAAAGAAUCAUCGCUCUUCAGCUGCGCAGUUCGCAAUAUAAAUAUUCGCGACACCAAGCGUUCACAAGUUCUUCCUGUGUCGCACACGUUCCUGUCACAUGACACGCGAGGGCUAUAUACAAGCGUCUACAGAGAAUUGCACGUUGCACGUGACCUUGAAAUCUUGAAAAUAGAUCUAUCCCGCAACCUCUGACAAAGACAUCAGGAUUAUUCAGUAAUCAACGGAUCACCAUGGUAAUUUUACCCCUGAUACCAUUUUUCCUAGGUUAUGUCAGGCGGGAUCAAAGCAACACUAUACCCUCGUACUUAUUCCAAGUGCGAGUAGACACGUUAUUCACCAACAAAUCAGGAACAUACGAUGAUAAAGGCAACGCCGGCCUGGCGUUCAAUCUGAAAUGUCUGCCGCAUAAAGUAAAAAAUUUAAAAUGUCACAUCCCGAAGACCAUUUUUUAUUCACCGAGCACUGACCCCGUGCACAUGGUGGACAAUAAUGUUUUCACGCCAUCAUCCCUUCAAUUCAGCCGGAUACGUUUCCGAAUGAGCUUCGAUUCUAUCGGAGCAGCGAGUUAUCAGAUCUUGUCGGAUGAAAAAGUGAAAGACGAGGAGACUCUAUUAGAUGUAUAUCGGUUCAUCGGGGAUCAUCUGAGCGUUGGUGUUAACCUCGGGACAAAGAGUUUCGAAUUCAAGACGACGGAGUUAUCCAGUAUCGGCAAAUGCCCGACACUUUACAAAAUCAGUCGAGAUAAGGCCUUCAAUGCAAACAAUUUCCAGCUAACCUCCUUCAUUCCGAACGAGAAAUACAAAUUGGUCAAGGGCGAAUCGUUUCUUAUUAAUAAACAAAGACAAGUGCACGAGUGCCGCCCGCAGUACGGUUUUAUCCUCGGAAGGAGGUUAUGGACCGACUUCAUACCGACAUCGAAUGUCAUCGCGGAGCUGGAAGAAUCGCAGACUCUAAUAACGUUUAGUCUGCACGAUUUCUACACCAAGUCUAUAAAUAAAUUUGAACUCUUGAAUGGUCAAGGUCAUAUGAUCGGCUAUGUCCAGGAAACGAUUAAUGUUGGAUUGGUAUCGAUAGAGGACUGAAGAACGCGCCACGAGUGUCACAUCGAUUCGUUAAAUUAAACGCUGAGGAAUACGCUCAAUGACUUCAAUUUAGCAACGAGCAAAAUUACACGGAGGACAUAUUUUUAAUUUGUUUUUAAAAUAUUGAUAUGCGGCAUUAACUGCAAAAAGUGUUAUAAUUAUUAUAACUACGCAAACACGUAUAUGUAUAUAUAUAUAUAUCUUACUCUUUUAUGUCCUUCGGUGACUUAUUGCUGGUAUAACGAUAUAUAGCCUUUGUUAUGUUUCUAUCUUUUCUUUAAUAAAAUUUAUAAUGUUGCUCGAUAA